CCGCAUGCAAUGAAAACAGUACGGUUCAAUAAACAGGCACUAGCCAUUCUUGCUGCCUGUUUCAUAUUUCUUCUAUGCGUCGUUUGCUACUUUUCUGCAUCUUCGGAAUCUCAUAAUGCAGUAGUUGUUGGUGAAAGAGCACGUGGUCAUAUUGCAGUGCGAGAUGUUGAGAAUCGACAUUUAGCAGAAGAAAAACAUGCUGUAAUUCAUGCAAAGACGGUUGGAAAAAUUGAACGGGUUGUUAGCCAGGAGAAAGUCGAGAUUUUGAGACCUGCUAGGGUUGAGUCCAAACCUCCAGGUGAGAAAACCAGCACAGAACCAGAAGAAACUGGAGUUGGGAAAGCUCCGAUUCAGACAUCAGAAGGAUUGGAGAAGCUUAUUGGAAAGAUUCAUUAUGAAAAUAAAGAUGAAGAAAAUGAUCUCCGUCGUCAAAAAGUAAAAGAAAUGAUGAUUCAUGCUUGGGAAGGAUACAAAAACUACUCGUGGGGAGCAAAUGAAUUAAGGCCAAUGUCCAAAAAACCAAAUUCCCAAAACAUUUUUGGAGGAAGUCAGAUGCCUGCAACAAUUGUUGAUGCAGCUGAUACAUUGUUUAUUAUGGAUUUGAAAGAUAAAUAUAAGGAAGCUAGAGAUUACAUUGAAAACAACUUCUCAAUGGCCAAGUCUACGUCAACACUUUCAGUUUUCGAGACGACUAUUCGCUUUUUGGGAGGUCUUCUUUCGUUGUAUGCUUUGACGCAGGAGUCAUUUUAUAUUGAAAAAGCUAGGGAAGUUGGAGAAGCUUUACUUCCAGCUUUCAAUACACCAUCUGGAAUUCCAAAAAGUAAUUUGGAUGUAGCAUCAAAACAUGCAAGUAACUAUGGAUGGGCUAAUGGAGGACAAUCAAUUCUUUCCGAAAUUGGAAGUCUUCAUCUUGAAUUCCUGUAUCUCAGUAGAAUUUCCAAUGCUCCAAUUUUUGAGAAGAAAGUGAAGAAAGUGAGAGAUGCUCUUGAAAAAGCUGAAAAACCUAAUGGACUCUACUCAAACUACAUUAAUCCGGAUACAGGAAAAUUCACAGGAAGUCAUAUGUCCCUUGGAGCACUUGGUGAUUCAUUUUAUGAAUAUCUUAUCAAGAGUUAUGUUCAAUCAAAUUAUACUGAUACGCAAGCUAAGAAUAUGUAUUGGGACGUCAGUGAUGCUAUUCAGAAACACAUGAUUAAAGUUUCCAAACAAUCAAAUCUUACAUACACAGUUGAGUUGAACAAUGGUCAAGCUCAACAUAAAAUGGGACAUCUCGCUUGUUUUGUACCUGGAAUGUUUGCUCUACAAGCCAUCAACGAGGAUACUGAAGAAGAGAAAUUAAGAAUUAUGACAUUGGCGGAAGAGUUGGCGAAAACCUGCCAUGAAAGCUAUAUUCGUUCCGAGACCCACAUUGGACCUGAAAUGUUCUACUUCAAUGAACGUGACGAAGCAACCAGUAAACACUCGGAAAAUGGAUAUAUUCAAAGACCAGAAGUCAUUGAAGGAUGGUUCUAUUUAUGGAGAUUAACUGGAAAAACAAUGUAUAGAGAUUGGGUAUGGGAUGCUGUUCAAGCUAUUGAGAAGUACUGUAGAGUUGAUAGUGGAUUUACUGGUCUACAAAAUGUUUAUAAUCCUAAAGCUGGCCGUGAGGACGUGAUGCAAUCCUUCUUCCUUGCCGAGUUUCUGAAGUAUGCCUAUUUGACGUUUGCAGACGAAUCACUGAUUUCACUCGAUAAAUGGGUAUUUAAUACCGAAGCUCACCCGGUUCCAGUCUUAACUAAUUAGAAUUUAAUUUUUAUUAUCUUUUUUUUGAACAACUGUGAUUUAUGGUUUGAUUGUAUUUAGAACUCACGAGGUUUUUAUUGAAACUUGUUUUUUAUCUUCCGAACCAAUUCCGCUGUUUUUUGGCUUUUCUUCCCCCCAUUUGACCACGGGUUUACCGGUGUCUUGCUUUAUAGGUCAACCGUUGUUUUUGUUUUUAUAACUGGUUCAUAUUGAUUCUAGCAAUUAAGAUAAAUGUUUUUGAC
Caenorhabditis elegans is the source of this 2024-nucleotide messenger RNA. RefSeq names its product Mannosyl-oligosaccharide 1,2-alpha-mannosidase mans-2 (gene mans-2). The transcript has 5 exons. Gene Ontology annotation, cellular component: membrane. The record is from RefSeq and is marked reviewed. Gene Ontology annotation, biological process: carbohydrate metabolic process. Gene Ontology annotation, molecular function: calcium ion binding; mannosyl-oligosaccharide 1,2-alpha-mannosidase activity. NCBI's taxonomy places the organism in Eukaryota, Metazoa, Nematoda, Chromadorea, Rhabditida, Rhabditidae. Bases 10 to 1782 code for a protein of 590 amino acids.